This is a messenger RNA of Mya arenaria, 690 nucleotides long. RefSeq lists its product as uncharacterized. The transcript has 6 exons. Lineage: Eukaryota; Metazoa; Mollusca; Bivalvia; Myida; Myidae. Bases 266 to 649 code for a protein of 127 amino acids. The record is from RefSeq and is a predicted model, not a curated record.
UUUCCACAAGCACUAGUUGUGAUGAUUAUAUUUAUCUUGUUUAAAAUAAAUAUCUUUCACAAUUUUCCACAAAACAGGUUUCCUUUGAAGAUGAUGAAAGCAUUCAAUGCAAGUUAGAACAGUUUAUUUCCGGUACGAAGCCAGGAUUCAGGCAAAGCAGAUCCCUGUUCUUGACAUGGUUAGAUUUCAAGGGAUGCGAGAUGCAACAUAUAUCCCGAUAUCAAUCACCUCGAAAAGAAGUGCAUCGCUAAAACGCGGCAAAUAAAUGAGGUAUAGUACCCGGAUUGCCAAUAUAUUACAAGGGGAAAUUCAGAAUUUGAAAGAAAAACUGGUAAAUAAAGACAGGCAGAUUGCAGAUAUGCAGGCAAACCAAAACAGAAUGUAUGCAGAGAAUGAUAGUCUAAUGCUCAGAGUGAAAAUGGCAGAACAGACAGCAGCAAGGGCAAGGGCUUCCCUACCAAAGGAAUCUCGGGUUGCUGCAAAGAAACAGCUUUUGCAGGAAACGGUUACACAAGCAAACAAUGCCAGAUUCGAUAAGGUGGCAGUUGUGGAAUAUACAAACCAGAGUGUGUAUAUUGGAGAAAUGGAGGGAAACAUGAUGACCUUUGCCCGUCGGCCAGUCGGAAAACUAACAGUUCUCUCAACGUAAAAAAUAAACAGAGCGUGAUUUUGAAUCCCUUGGACAAAAUG